This is a messenger RNA of Neltuma alba, 1250 nucleotides long. Its product is annotated as transcription initiation factor IIF subunit beta. Gene Ontology annotation, cellular component: transcription factor TFIIF complex. Gene Ontology annotation, biological process: transcription by RNA polymerase II; transcription initiation at RNA polymerase II promoter. The record is from RefSeq and is a predicted model, not a curated record. Bases 84 to 875 code for a protein of 263 amino acids. The transcript has 6 exons. Lineage: Eukaryota; Viridiplantae; Streptophyta; Magnoliopsida; Fabales; Fabaceae.
UACUUUCAGACAUAAGACGCAGCGAGGGAAGGGAGAAACCAGACAGAGGCGGAAUCCAGAGAGCUCAUAGCUGCGGGAGCGACAUGGAUGAAGAUCACAAUUACAGUGGCGGGGGCGGAAAUCACUUGGAGACUUCCAAGGCUGAGAGAUCUGUUUGGCUGAUGAAGUGUCCUCUUGUCGUUGCCAAGUCAUGGCAGAAUCAUCCUACCUCUCAUCCUCAACCCCUCGCCAAGGUCGUCCUCUCCCUCGAUCCUCUUCAUGCCGACGAUCCCUCCGCCCUCCAGUUCACGAUGGAGAUGGCUGGCACGGAUGCAGUGAAUAUGCCUAAAACAUAUUCUUUAAAUAUGUUUAAGGAUUUUGUUCCUAUGUGUGUAUUCUCUGAGACAAACCAAGGCAAGGUUGCGAUGGAAGGGAAGGUAGAACAUAAAUUUGAUAUGAAGCCCCAUGGUGAAAAUAUUGAAGAGUAUGGCAGAUUAUGCCGUGAGAGGACAAACAAAUCUAUGAUUAAAAAUCGACAAAUACAGGUUAUUGAUAAUGAUCGUGGAGUUCUAAUGAGGCCCAUGCCUGGAAUGGUUGGUCUAGUUUCUUCCAAUUCAAAGGAUAAGAAGAAGACACAACCGGUGAAACAGUCAGAUACAAAGAGAACAAGAAGAGAUCGUGGAGAGCUGGAAGACAUAAUGUUCAAGCUGUUUGAAAGACAGCCUAAUUGGGCCUUGAAGCAGCUUGUCCAAGAGACUGACCAACCAGCUCAAUUCUUGAAGGAGAUACUGAAUGAAUUGUGCGUGUACAAUAAAAGGGGUGCCAAUCAGGGAACUUAUGAGCUUAAGCCCGAAUACAAGAAAUCUGUCGUUGAAGAAGAUACAGGUGCUGAAUAAGCAUACUUUGCUCCUUAUGCCCCGAUUCCCCCUCCCUCCAGAAUAAAAUAUAAAGUUAAGAGUAAACUCAUAUAUUGGGGAAGGGGGAAGUCAGGGGGCACGGGUACAUUUAUGUAUCUCUAGUAUACUCAGCUUACGAUAUUUUUUCUUUUUCUUUCUUCUUUUUAAGCAUCUUUUCAAACUUAAAGAAGAUGCCCAAGUGAGUCGUCUACUCUGUAAAAGGAUAUUAAGGUAGCGGUAAAAAAAAAAUUACGGGUAAUUGCUUGGUUGAGCUGGGAAUUUCAAGGCAGGGAGAAUUUCUUAACCUUUGGUUUCUAGUCACCGUUCUCCUGUCUUCUAGAUGUGCAUAUAAGGUAUUGCCAUCCGUAUUUGCUA